Populus nigra (black poplar) is the source of this 1619-nucleotide messenger RNA. RefSeq names its product NAC domain-containing protein 21/22-like. Lineage: Eukaryota; Viridiplantae; Streptophyta; Magnoliopsida; Malpighiales; Salicaceae. Gene Ontology annotation, biological process: regulation of DNA-templated transcription. The transcript has 3 exons. Gene Ontology annotation, molecular function: DNA binding. The coding region runs from base 446 to 1363 and encodes 305 amino acids. The record is from RefSeq and is a predicted model, not a curated record.
CACUCUUGCAGAAUUGUGGAACAUGGAUUAGUACAAGAGGAGUCUGAUGCCACGUGGAACAGGAGACCCCUUGAAUAAGGAAUUGUGGUGUUGUCAUCAGUCAUCAUAAUCUUUUUGGCUGAUUUCUGAGCUAGGACUGAGCACCAUCAAUUCCAAAUAGUUGGAAAUCAAAGACCGUCCAUUAUGGGGUGCUCUCAUCGGCAGAUAGGCAGUGAUUGGCCCAUCUUAUGUCAUACAUAAGCAAACAUCCUAACCUUCCUUUUUUAUGCGGAACUACAAAGUUGACUUUACCUGGUUAAUUUUGCCUUAUAUACACCACCACUUGGCCUUGUUGCUAGAGGGGAUAUUAUAUUAUCUCUUCUUCCUCUGUUCACUUUGUUGUUGGCAGUAUAAAUACUGUGUUUCUGUUAAUUAGCUUGCCUUGUCCGUUGAAAGGGAGAGGAAAAUGAGCAACAUAAGCUUUGUGGAGGCAAAGUUGCCACCAGGGUUCAGGUUUCAUCCAAGAGAUGAAGAACUUGUAUGCGAUUACUUGAUGAACAAGGCUUCUCAGUGCUGUGAUUCCCUUCUUAUGAUAGAAGUUGACCUCAACAAGUGUGAGCCUUGGGAUAUCCCUGAAGCGGCACGCGUAGGUGGCAAGGAAUGGUAUUUUUAUAGCCAAAGGGAUCGCAAGUAUGCAACUGGAUUGAGAACUAAUCGUGCAACAGCUUCUGGAUAUUGGAAAGCCACAGGGAAGGACAGGCAUGUCCUUCGCAAGGGCACUCUUGUUGGCAUGAGAAAGACCUUGGUGUUCUACCAAGGUAGGGCACCCAAAGGGAAAAGAACUGACUGGGUCAUGCAUGAGUUUCGCCUUGAAGGACCUCUUGGUCCCCCGAAAAUUUCUUCAGAUAAGGAAGACUGGGUUUUAUGCCGAGUGUUCUAUAAAAGUAACAGAGAAGUUGUGGCCAAACCUAGCAUGGGAAGCUGCAAUGAUGACACAGGUUCUUCAUCUUUGCCUGCAUUAUUGGAUUCAUACAUCACUUAUGAGCAAACUCAACCCAAUUUAGAUGAGCACGAGCAAGUGCCCUGCUUCUCCAUUUUCUCACAAAACCAAACCAGCCAAAAUCUCCUGGCUCCGUACACCACCCAGAUGGAAGCCCCGAACGCACCCGCUAAGUGUACGAGCCCAUUUGGAAAAGUACCUAUGGAUAUUACCACUCCUUUAGACUCUUUUUCUUGUGACACAAAGGUACUAAAAGCUGUUUUGAAUAACCUUACCAAGAUGGAAAGCUAUGGCAACCUUAAAGGCUCACCAAGCUUAGGAGAAGGUAGUUCAGAGAGCUACAUAUCUGAAGUGGGCAUGUCCAGCUUAUGGAAUCAUUAUUGAUUUUUAGGUCUUAAAUAUAGGAUUUAAUUAGCGAAGUUCUUCUUCUCUCACUGUCGAAAAAGAGGUAAAAAAAACUAAGAAAGAAAGAAACUUCAACACCCUUGCAAGACCAUAUCUGUUGCAAAGCAAUUUCUAGUGAUCAGUAAGUCACUUGUCUUCCCACAUUAUAUAUGUUUUCAUUUCUUGUAUUGGAAGGCAUUUUACUUGCGAGAUGUGAUCAGUACAUUUUCUCUGCAAUAUUCCAUUCCAUUUUCUA